Molecule: messenger RNA, 1305 nt
Organism: Echinops telfairi (small Madagascar hedgehog)
Lineage: Eukaryota; Metazoa; Chordata; Mammalia; Afrosoricida; Tenrecidae
Gene: PNPLA3
Product: patatin like phospholipase domain containing 3
Exons: 9
Coding region: 1-1305 (434 amino acids)
Biological process (GO): lipid homeostasis; triglyceride catabolic process
Cellular component (GO): cytoplasm; membrane; lipid droplet
Molecular function (GO): triacylglycerol lipase activity
Source: RefSeq, a predicted model, not a curated record
AUGUCCGACCGGGAGCGCGACUGGAGCCUGAGCUUCGUGGGCUGCGGCAUGCUGGUCUUCUACCAUCUCGGGGUGACCUACUGCCUGUACGAGCGCGCCCCGCGUCUCCUCCGCGACGUCCGCACCUUCUGUGGGUCCUCGUCUGGAGCGCUGCACUGCGCCUUAUUCCUCGCUGGGUUCUCGCUGGACCAAAUCGCUGAGUUCUAUAUGCGCCUGGCCAAAAUGAUCAGAAAACACAACUUUGGGAUCUUGAGCCCGUUCAUCAACGUGACCAACUACAUCCACACCUGCCUCCAGAAAGAGCUCCCCGCCAACAUCCACCAGAUGGUCUCUGGCAGACUGUGCAUCUCGAUGACCAGGGUGUCUGAUGGCAAGAACGUGCUGGUGUCUCAUUUUCAGUCUCGAGAGGAAGUGAUCGAUGCUUUGAUUUGCUCCAGCUUCAUCCCUCUCUUCUUUGGCUUCAUCCCCCCAACCUUCAGAGGUGAGCGCUACGUGGACGGGGUGCUGAGUAACAACGUACCCUGCCUGGAUCCCCGGACGACUAUCACCGUGUCCCCCUUCUACGGGGAGCAUGACAUCUGCCCCAGAAUCCAGUCCACCAACUUCCUGCAGGUGGAGUUGUCCAGGCUCAACAUGCAAGUCAGCCUGGGGAACGCCUACCUCACUGUCAGGACCUUCUUCUCCACCCCCCUCAAGGUGCUGGGGGAGCUGUGCCUUCGGGGGUACCUGGAUGCCUACAGGUUUUUGGAAGAGAACGGCAUGUGUGAGUGGCCUGGGCCUCCCCCCAGUUUAGCUUCGGGAAAGGCGGACACAGCGCCCAGCGGGGACUGCCCGGAGAGCAAGAGCCUGGACUUGAAGACCCAGUCACAGAGCAAUGGGCUGGUGGAGCAUCUGCGAGCCAGCAUGCUGCCCUGGGACGAGAGCCUCUUGGACAUCCUGUCCCCCCGUCUCAUCAUAGUCCUGGAAGAAAUCAUAAACAGGCCCCUGGACAUCCUGAGCAGAAUCCACAACUCCCUGCCGGUCAGGAUCCUGUCCUACGUGACGAUGCCCUGUGUCCUGCCCUUUCAGUUCUCCAUCGCCAUGAUCCAGAGGUUCGUGAAGUGGCUCCCCAACAGUGCCAGUGACAUCCUGUGGCUGAAGUGGGCCGUCUCCAAGGCCUGGUCUGAAGUGGUGGCCCCUCUGCUCCCAGUUCCCAGAUGCUCAGCUCCAGCAAGCCGCACACAGGCCUCGCAAGCUCACAUCCCACGGACACCGCUGGCCCCCCUUUCCCCCAAGGCCAUGGUUGCCCACCAUGGUCGAUCGUGA